Puccinia triticina is the source of this 246-nucleotide messenger RNA. RefSeq lists its product as uncharacterized. The coding region runs from base 1 to 246 and encodes 81 amino acids. NCBI's taxonomy places the organism in Eukaryota, Fungi, Basidiomycota, Pucciniomycetes, Pucciniales, Pucciniaceae. The transcript has 3 exons. The record is from RefSeq and is a predicted model, not a curated record.
AUGCCAACCGCACACCACCAGCGCGCACCCAACCUGGGCCAAUGGCCGACGCAACGCCCGGCACGCCAGAGAGGCCAGGGCAGAAACGGGUACAGAGGAAACCACUUCGACCCAAAUUUUGUCGACCCCAGAAGAGGAGGACCCCCAACUCAACCCAACCCUGGAAACAGGCAGCUAGUGGUUAGAGACACCAACGGACCAGGGCCAAUGCAACCUCAACCAAGUUCCCAGUCCAAAACCCAGUAG